AUGGUGCCACCUGUGGUUGUUUCAACUGGGGUUGAUCCAGCCAAGUUGUACUAUUCGCAGAAAAUCCAGCAGAAGUACCGCACCGAUGCGCCGGAUAACCGUCUGGCAAAGAAGGCCGAGCCUGAGGCGGACAUCCAGUUCAAUCCAGACCUCGACACGUUUCUGGCGAGAAGUGCCAAGAGAACCCUCGCUGGGGGCUUGGAGAAGGCCGUUCCGAAUGGGUGGCCUGCUUCCUUGAGUGGACGCCUUGCCUGGAAAGGGUCAAACUUUGAAGACGAGUCCAGUUUCAUCUACCGUCUCUCAGACGAGGAAAAGGAAGAGAUCUCACGAGCACUGAGCUGGUUCAAGGACCAGGAACUGGAUGGCAAUGAUGUCUCAGCGGAGAAUUUCCCGCUUCCAACACUGGCGCCUCGUCUUGCAGCGGUUUCUGAGGAGGUAUACAACGGCCUUGGGGCGGUCAUUCUCCGUGGGCUGGAUGUGGACCAGUUUUCUCCACCAGAUCUUGCAACCGUCUUCCUCGGAGUGUCCAGUUACAUUGCCCGUAAACGAGGCGUGCAAGAUCGCAACGGCACAAUGAUCAAACAUCUCAUGGACAACGGUGCGGCGGACUCACAGGCCGAGUUGCCUCUUCAUACCGAUGUCACCUGCGAUAUCGUGGCAACUCUGACGCGCCAAUGCUCUACGGAGGGCGGCAUGUGUACUAUUGCAUCGUCUUGGACGAUCUAUAACGAGUUGGCCGCAACGAGGCCAGACCUGAUCCAUGUCCUGGCGAGACCGGACUGGCCGUUUGAUACAUUUGGCCGCGAACCACCCUACUACAAUCGUGCGCUCCUGUUCUAUACAGAUGGCAAAGCGAUACUGAACUUCUCCCGGCGUGUCCUCACCGGGCACCCUUACGAGCCACGCUCCCAGAGCAUCCCGAGGCUCUCAGAGGCGCAAGCUGAUGCCCUUGACUCGGUUCAUUACAUCGCCAAAGAACACCAGAUGAAGCUCACCAUGGAGAAGGGAGACAUGCGUUUCAUCAACAACACGGGCUUGCUGCACGGCAGAGAAGCCUUCUUCGACAAUGGCCGGGAAAAGAGUAAGAGGCAUCUGCUUCGAUUGUGGCUUCACGACGAAGAGAAGGCUUGGACUUUGCCUCCAGCGCUGAGGCUUGCUUGGGCCAGAGUCUUUGAAGAUGACGAAAGGGUGACUCGAUGGGACAUUGAGCCCGUCCGAGUCAACGGAGUCCUCAUGUGUCGUUCCUCCUCUCCAUGUGACUGA
Diplodia corticola is the source of this 1263-nucleotide messenger RNA. Its product is annotated as taurine catabolism dioxygenase. Bases 1 to 1263 code for a protein of 420 amino acids. The transcript is spliced from 5 exons. Gene Ontology annotation, molecular function: oxidoreductase activity. The record is from RefSeq and is a predicted model, not a curated record. Lineage: Eukaryota; Fungi; Ascomycota; Dothideomycetes; Botryosphaeriales; Botryosphaeriaceae.